UCACCAUACACCAACAAAAAGAAACCCCAAAAAGAAUCAAAAACAUAACACAAAGUUAUAAGAAAAUAUGAAGACAGUAAAGAGUUUACCUAUUUUAGCUAUGCUACUCGGUGUCAUAAUUGUAGCCGCCGCCAUCUCCACCGUCUCCGUUGAGGGCCGUAAACAUCACGUAAAGAAGAUUAAACCCAAACACCGUCGUCAUUCCAAAAACACUCCUACCGGCUCUCCGGCACCCGCACCUUACCCGUCCACCAACGAGGGCGUUUUCAACAUUUUCUCCUAUGGUGCCAAGGGUGAUGGAGUCUCUGACGACUCAAAGGCAUUGGUCGGAGCGUGGAAGGCAGCUUGUAAAGUGGUCGGAGGGAAAGUGGAGAUUCCGGCAGGGACACAGUUUUUGGUGAAGGCAGUGACACUGCAAGGGCCGUGUAAGGAGGAGACGGUGGUUCAAAUAGAAGGAAUCUUAGUGGCUCCAGAGAAGAUAGGGUCAUGGCCUAAUUCAAGCUUGUUUCAAUGGCUUAACUUCAAAUGGGUCAGUCAUUUGACCAUCCAAGGCUCAGGGACUCUUAACGGUCGUGGCUAUAACUGGUGGAACUUAGACACUUAUCAAACUCAGACGAGAAAUAAGUAUAUCCCACCAAUGAAACCAACGGCACUUCGGUUUUAUUCAAGUAAUAACGUCACGGUCCGUGAUAUAAGCAUCGUGAACAGUCCAUUAUGUCAUUUGAAGUUCGAUGAUUCGGAUGGAGUCAAAGUCAACAACAUUACGAUCUCUUCGCCGGAGAAUAGCCCUAACACCGACGGCAUCCACCUCCAGAACACACGUAACGUCGAGAUUCAACACUCCAACAUCGCUUGUGGAGAUGACUGUGUAUCCAUUCAAACCGGCUCCUCCAAUGUACAUAUUCACCACAUCAAUUGUGGCCCUGGCCAUGGCAUUAGCAUAGGUGGACUAGGGAAAGAUAAGAGUGUGGCAUGUGUUUCUGAUAUCAUUGUAGAGGAUAUCUCUAUACAAAACACUCUUGCUGGUGUUCGAAUCAAGACUUGGCAGGGAGGAUUAGGGGUCGUCAAGAACCUAACGUUUUCGAACAUUCAAGUAAAGGACGUGAAGGUACCAAUAGUAAUCGACCAAUAUUACUGCGACAAGUCCAAGUGUAAGAAUCAGACGCGUGCAGUGUCGAUUUCCGGCGUUAAAUACAACAACAUUGUCGGUAGUUUCACGGUGCAACCGGUACGUAUUGCAUGCAGCAACAACGUGCCAUGCAUGGACGUGGAUCUUAUGGAUAUAAGGCUACGACCUUCUGGAGGAAUCAGAGGGUUACAAACUCAUCAGCAACAACAAGCUUUGUGUUGGAACUCAUAUGGCAAAACACAAGGGCCUUUGGUUCCUUCUAGCAUUGGCUAUUGCUUGAGGAAGAGUAAUAUUGGUGGUUAUUAUUCACAAAAAGUUUCUCGGUCCUAUGACAAGAUUUGCCCUUCAUAAAACCUUAAAUAAAAAACUAAUAUCAGUAAUGCUACCGAUUCUAGGUAUCUAUGUUUACUAUAUUUGCUAUUUAAUUUGUGUUUAUUUUGGGAUGUCAUGAUGUAUCCUUUUGCUUCCCCUCUGCAACUUUUUGUGGAUGUGAGAAGGUGGUGGCUUUUGUAUCAGCUUUUUAUUUUGUUCCAUAGUGUUAUGAUGUAUCACCCCAAUCUCAGAAGUUUAAGAUUACUUUCACAUAUUGCUUGUAACAUUUAUUUAAUAUUAAUGUUAUUUUUUAGCUUCGUUUCUA
Molecule: messenger RNA, 1766 nt
Organism: Arabidopsis thaliana (thale cress)
Lineage: Eukaryota; Viridiplantae; Streptophyta; Magnoliopsida; Brassicales; Brassicaceae
Product: Pectin lyase-like superfamily protein
Exons: 7
Coding region: 68-1480 (470 amino acids)
Biological process (GO): carbohydrate metabolic process
Molecular function (GO): polygalacturonase activity
Source: RefSeq, marked reviewed